Salvelinus sp. IW2-2015 is the source of this 1244-nucleotide messenger RNA. NCBI's taxonomy places the organism in Eukaryota, Metazoa, Chordata, Actinopteri, Salmoniformes, Salmonidae. The record is from RefSeq and is a predicted model, not a curated record.
UCUCCACUACAGCAGGUCAUAACAACCACAGCUCCCAGAUGAAAGCUGCUCUGCAGCAAGACGACCCCAUGGAGGACAAGGACAGGGGUCAGGAGGUCAAACGCCGCCCAAGCAGCGAGUUCCCUGUUGGAAACUUGGUCGAUGUUGACAACACUCUGGUCGCCAAAUCACUGCAUGGAGACAGUGAGAGAGAAAGGGAUGAGGAAAGGGAGAAAAAGAGGGGUAGAGGUAGGGAUAGAGGGUGGGAAAGAGAGAGGGAUCGAGGAAGGGAAAGCGACAGGGAUGGAGCGAGCAAAGGAGAGAGGAAUGGAGGAAGGGAAAGAGAGAGGGAUGGAGGAAGGGAAAGAGAGAUGGAGGGGGCGAGGGAAAGAUCGAGGGAUAGAGGGUGGGAAAGCGAGAGGGAUGGAACGAGAGGAGUGAGGGAUGAGGAGGAGAAGAGGUCGUGCUGCUCUCUCUCUGAGCUGAAGAAAGUCCCUCAGUGUCACAUGGAGCUGGAGCCGCUGUCCUUCAGCAGAACUAACAACGUUCUCAUAGAUGUGAAUGAGUUCCACCAUAAAAGGACAUUGAAACCUCAGUCUGGACAUCAUGUGUGGCACAGUGACUUUGUUAAGAUGCCCUGCUCACCAGAAAGCAUCAUCAAGACUGGAUCGGUAACCAGCUCUGAGCGAAGUCGGUGGGACGUGGUCUCUAAACAGCUGGAGAGUCUGGCCAAGAAGACCACUGCAUCAGUGGGUGACGUAGAGAAAGCCAUAAAGAAAUACAACGCCAAUAAAAUCACCAAAGAAGAGAAAUACUACACAUCUAAGGACCAGACUCAGUCCAUCACGUUGUCCCAGAGUCAGAUAGCUUGUCUGCUGGCCAACGCCUUCUACUGCACCUUCCCCCACCGCAACUCCCCCAACCCCAGAGCAGAGUACCUAACUACCCACCAUCACUUUAACAGUCUGUUUGAAAAGUGGUCUGAGAGGAAGAGAGAGAAGCUGAGAGCCCUCCUUCAUUACUUCCACACUGUCACAGACCCAGCGACCAGGCCCUGUGGGUUGGUGACCUUUGAGAGGCGCUACAUCAGAGACAUGCCCAACUGGGGGAGGGAGACUGUUCCUAAACUCCACGUCUCCUCAGUAGGCUUCAUAGAGGAACAGGGAGCAGGGAUGUUACAGGUGGACUUUGCCUGUAACAUGAUAGGAGGUGGAGUGUUGGGCUCAGGUCUGGUUCAGGAGGAUUCUGUUCCUGAUGAACCCUGA